CCAAGUAGUACAAGGUACAGGAAGGUGCUAGCUAAGGUAGCUAGCAGGCGGUUUAAAAUAAAAUAGGUUGUAAUCAGGAAAUUAUUAAUAUGUACCCUCUCAGAGCAGUAGGCAAUUUAAGAUGUUAAAGAAGACAGGCACGUAGCCGAAGACAAACAUUUUAUAUCCAGGUGCAUUCCUGCUCAGACCCUGUUCAGCUUGCGUGCCCCCACCGCUCUAUGCUCUCAUACUAGAGACAGAGAGCCUCUGCACUCACCUGACAUGAAGAUGGCGGACACAGAGAAGACAGAGGAAUUUGUGGACUCCGAGACCCCGUCCGAACAGCCCACAGAGGGGUCAGCGGCGGCAGAAGCAGCCACCGUAGUUGGGGCAGGGCAGGACGAGCCCCUGAAGCCAGAAACGACUUCCCCUUCUGAAAAGGAGGGCGACAGCCCCCUGCAGACGGAGCCCGGCCUGCUCUCCAUGCCCUGCCUGCUGAUGGAGCUGCGGAGAGACUCCCCGGAGUCCCAGCAGGCCUCCACGGAGAGCGAGAAGCAGCCUUCCUCCGGACGUGCCUACGAGAGCGACUCCUCCAACCCCUGCAUGCUCUCCCCGUCCUCCAGCGGCCACCUGGCCGACUCGGACACCCUCUCCUCCGGGGACGAGGGGGACGCCGCCGCGCGGACGGGGGCCGCCGAGGAGGGCGACCCCGGCCUGGCGGCCGGGGGCCAGGCGGUGACGGGCGGCAGGAAGUCCAGGCGGUUGCGGUCGGAGAGCGAGAUGUCCACCGCCAUGGCGGCCAAGAAGAACCGCUGCCAGCCCAGCGGGGCGGAGAAGCAGCCCAACGGCCGGCUGGCCAAGGUGAAAGGUCACCGGAGCCAGAAGCACAAGGAGCGCAUGCGGCUGCUGCGGCAGAAGAGGGAGGCAGCGGCCAGGAAGAAGUACAACCUGCUGCAGGACAGCAGUACGAGCGACAGCGACCUUACCUGCGACUCCAGCACCAGCUCCUCAGAAGACGACGACGAGGUGUCGGGGAGCAGCAAGACAAUCACCACUGACAUCCCAGCUGGCUUCAGUCGUGCCGAGGGGUCUUCAGGAGUGACCAGUCAAAUUCAGGGCCUGCUGGACAGCGGCGCGGCCUGGGACCGGAACAGCAUCGGGAACGUUCUGGAAGAGGCCAUGACGCGCUUCGCCGUGAUGCAGCGCCAGACCGAGGAGCGCUUCCGCGUGUGGAUGGAGAAGCUCACGCGGCUGGACUCGGACGAAGACUCGUCCAAGAACUCCAGCGACCCCAGAGAGCCCAAAAAACACUCGGGCCACCACAGGGCUCCUCGCCCCUCCCCGCCCAGCUCGUUCUUGCCGUCCUCCGAGUCGCAGGAAACCUUGGCGUCGUACGGAAUAGGCAGGCAGAGUGUCGCCGUGGCCACACUCCCCCUUAACAACAACCCGCCAGAAAUUAUUUCCCAAAAUGGAAAUCCCUCUGCUGAAGACCCUAAUCUUUUGAAAAUUUAAGAAUGGUCUCUACCUGACUGAAGGGUAGAUACAAUCCAUAUACAUAUACACACUAUCUGUAUAUUUGUGUCACUAUUUCCAGCAAAUGCCCAGUACAUUCUCCCAGAAUUCUCAGUUGCUUUGGCAUUUUAUGUUUCUGUCACUUUGCAGCGUACAGAUUUUGAAUGGAUGAUGGAACAAACCUCGUUCCCCCUUAUUUUUUUAGCAGGCCUCCAGAAUGUGGCGCAAAUGUAUACCAUGCUGAGGAAUUUCUGUCUGUCUUCUGUCAAAGUGGUUGGUGGUUGUUGAAAUGUUGAGUUUAUUGUGGCCUUUUAGUCAAAUGGAAAAUCUGACAACUACUGUCAUUCACACUACUGUUACUGUAAGACUGGUCAGUAUAGUAUGGUAUCCUGAGAGGACAGGCAUGUUUUGAUGUCUUGUACCAAAAAAAGUCAA
Molecule: messenger RNA, 1926 nt
Organism: Megalops cyprinoides (Indo-Pacific tarpon)
Lineage: Eukaryota; Metazoa; Chordata; Actinopteri; Elopiformes; Megalopidae
Gene: ark2n
Product: chromosome 5 C18orf25 homolog
Exons: 3
Coding region: 262-1491 (409 amino acids)
Biological process (GO): ubiquitin-dependent protein catabolic process
Molecular function (GO): ubiquitin protein ligase activity
Source: RefSeq, a predicted model, not a curated record